CUGACUCUCCUCUUCAAUCAAUGCACUCUUGACCUCUCUUAAUUAACUCCUGCUCAAAUGUAAACAUUACGUAACCUAUUAUCCAACAACCCACAUUUCCAUCACGUGACAUUAACAUGAACGAGCAAACUCUCACUUCAAAACAAAACUCUUGCUCGAGUCCAAGUCUUGAUGCGAGCUAUCAACCAGUAGAUUUACCCACAAAAGCACAAAAAUGCUGCCACUAACCCUCCUAAAUAUAUCACAAGGCCAUCCGAUGCUCGUCGAGCUCAAGAGCGGCGAGACAUUGAACGGCCAUCUCGUCAACUGUGAUGCGUGGAUGAAUCUGACUCUGGAAGAAGUUGUCCAGACGAAUGCUGAUGGUACUCGAUUUUUCAGACUACCAGAGUGCUAUGUUCGAGGAAACAACAUCAAAUGCCUGCGCGUCCCAGACGAAGUCCUAGAACUCGCCCGCGAAAAGAACCAGCAACAGCGCGAAGAAUCCCGCCAAAACCGCAACUCCAACCAAAACUACGGCAACCGCGGCGGCAACGGCGGAUACAACAACAACCGGGGCUACAACAAUCACAACGGCAACUCGCAGCGCGGCGGCGGGUAUAACCGCGGCGGCGGCCGCGGCGGUGGGCAGUUUCGCGGGGGCAUGAACAGAGGUGGAAGAGGUGGUUAUUAGUCCGAGGUCACUUAGUUUUUGAUUAUCUCUCAUGUCUUUUCUCGCUACCCUUUUUGUACAAUAUCUUGGCUCUAUUUUUGUUUACUGUGAUUUUUGUGUAAUUCUAGAGCUGUCCUCUUUUACCCAUCUGAUAA
Molecule: messenger RNA, 804 nt
Organism: Myxozyma melibiosi
Lineage: Eukaryota; Fungi; Ascomycota; Lipomycetes; Lipomycetales; Lipomycetaceae
Exons: 4
Coding region: 215-670 (151 amino acids)
Biological process (GO): P-body assembly; mRNA splicing, via spliceosome; spliceosomal snRNP assembly
Cellular component (GO): U6 snRNP; P-body; spliceosomal tri-snRNP complex
Molecular function (GO): U6 snRNA binding
Source: RefSeq, a predicted model, not a curated record